AUGCAUGACUACACCAAUACUGUAUGGAAUGGGUUUUCGUAUCAAGCCAGAUUUGAUGUCGUGAGCAGGCUUUGGUUCUUGUCUUUGCUUAUGACAUGCUUGAGGUCUUUCAUUGAAUCCUCUUGGCAAGGUAAGUAAGAGCGAACUCGUUUCUGAAAUAGGGGUGCAGUAAAUAUACUGUAUUGCACUUUGGAAAUGUUAAGUCGAGAGGCAACUUGACACAGAUGCUAUUAUAGGUGAUGGGUUAUCACCGUAGCAGUGUUUAUUGACCCGCAGAUGACUGGUACUUAUCUAGGUGCAUUUGGUUUGUAGAGACUUCAGAUUCUAAGCGAAUGAUCUAGCAGAAAGGCUGUGGUUGUUUCCAUACUCCUUUGGAACACAAAAAAACCUUUGCCACCAUCUGGCAAAAUAUACAGAGGAACUCAAUACACCUGUUUUCGCACAUACAAUAACAUCUCCUCCUUUUUACACUGCCCCUUUCAUGAAGUAUGGUAUCCAAGAUCCGAACCGUUAUGCAGCCCCAAAAUGUUAUUACCUCAUCAUUUUUUACAGGCUGUGAUCUACAGAAUGCCUGGGCCAGUAUGGUCCUGCUUUAUCUUAAGGAUCCCGAGAACGUGGAUAUGUCAGCUCAACCAAGCUCGUGGAAUAUCUGA
This is a messenger RNA of Hymenoscyphus albidus, 653 nucleotides long. NCBI's taxonomy places the organism in Eukaryota, Fungi, Ascomycota, Leotiomycetes, Helotiales, Helotiaceae. The record is from the annotation of a GenBank genome assembly.